Molecule: messenger RNA, 1791 nt
Organism: Neohortaea acidophila
Lineage: Eukaryota; Fungi; Ascomycota; Dothideomycetes; Mycosphaerellales; Teratosphaeriaceae
Exons: 3
Coding region: 1-1791 (596 amino acids)
Biological process (GO): conjugation with cellular fusion
Cellular component (GO): mating projection tip
Molecular function (GO): phosphatidylinositol binding; protein binding
Source: RefSeq, a predicted model, not a curated record
AUGAUGAAGUUCCGGCGCUCCAUGAAGAGCGACAAACACGAUACAAACAAGCCCGUGCAAAUCUCCAUUCCCCAGAAAGACGCCAUUGCCAUCGAGCCGCCGAAAAAGGUGAUCAAAGCGCUCUACGACUACAAUGCGCCCGCCGACACCGACAUGUACAUGUCUUUUUCCGCCGGCGAUUUUCUCCAUGUGGUCAGCCGCGAGAACGAUGAAGAGUGGUAUGAGGCGUGCAAUCCGCUGAAGAACGAGCGUGGAUUGGUUCCGGUCAAAUAUUUCGAUGAAGUGGGCAAGACGGUGCGGGACAGUGCAGGCUCCAGAAGGUCCGGGAAUGCCACACACGACAGUGGAUAUGCGGAAGGCACACCAGGGCAUGCCCGGGCUGCGGGGGUCGGUGCCUACGAGCCAGGGCACAGGGCGAGCAAAUCGAUGGGGAGGAAUGCCGCGGGUGUCUAUGGCAUUGUUUCGUACGACUUCCAUGCCGAGCGGCCGGACGAGCUGGAUGCGAAGGAAGGCGAGGCGAUCAUUGUCAUUGCGCAGUCAAAUCCAGAAUGGUUUGUUGCCAAGCCAAUCACACGACUGGGAGGGCCAGGCCUGAUACCGGUGUCGUUCAUCGAGAUACGGGACAUGACCACCGGCCAGAUUGUUGCCGACCCGCUCGAAGCGGUGCAGAAGGCAGGCAUACCUCGCGUAGAGGAGUGGAAGAAGAUGGCUGCGGAGUAUAAGAACACCAGUAUCCCUCUUGGCACCGUCUCGAGCAGCCAGCAGAUUCAGAAUAUGCAACAAGGAAUGGAGCGGAUGAGCAUGGGCAAUGGGCAGUCCAACGGCUACGGACACGACAGACCAUACGGAUAUCCACAGCAGCAGCAGGCCCUUUACUCGCCCGUUCGAGCAGCAGUGCCCCGAUACGAAUACGCCGAAGACAAGUUCCAUUUCAUCGUGGAAUGCAAGCUGUCAAAUGGUGCGCACUGGGACCUCUCGCGCAUUUACGAAGACUUCUACCAGCUGCAGAUCCACCUCAUCAGUGCCUUCCCCGAGGAGGCAGGCAAGUGUCCCCCGAUUGAGAGGACCUUGCCCUUCAUGCCUGGCCCGGUACAGUUCGUAACAGACACCAUCAGCGAAGGCCGACGAUCCAGUCUGAACGAAUAUCUGCGCGAGUUGCUCGCCCUCGAUCCCAAAUUCGCGGCCUCUCCCAUCGUGCGGAGCUUCUUUGCUCCGCGCCCUGGAGAUCGCGAGGUGGAUCCGUCUGUUGUGGACUUGAACGAACACGCACGGCCCGAACCUGGAAUUGCACGACACUCUGGAGUACCGCAAGGCCAGGUUCCGAACGGCGUGCAGCAGCAACAGCAACCACAAGGCGCAAAUGGGCAGAGCCACCAGAGACAGCAAUCGUCGCUCGCGGGCCCAACCUUUGCUCAACUUGGCCACGACCGAAACCCUUCCUCCUCCAGCCAACAGCCUCAGAAUCAACCGCAGCAAAGCAACGGCGCGCCAGCUCCGAUUCCACCAUCCACCGCCCCCGUGAAGGUGAAAGCUUGGUUCGACCGUGACACCUGCGUCGUCAUCCGCAUGCCGCCCCGGGGCCAAUUCAACUUCGAACAACUCUACCAGCGAAUCGUAGAGCGACGGCGACUGGAGUACAAGGGACAGGACCAGGACGAUGAAAGUCUGGAUAUAGAGUAUCGCGACGAGAAGGACGGCGAGUACUAUCGUCUUGAAGGCGAUGAGGACCUCGACAUCGCCGUGGAGAGGAAUGAGAAGCUGACGCUGGCGGUUCGCGCCACCGGCAAGUGA